Hippoglossus stenolepis (Pacific halibut) is the source of this 6641-nucleotide messenger RNA. It is a transcript of the gene fhod3a, whose product is annotated as formin homology 2 domain containing 3a. The record is from RefSeq and is a predicted model, not a curated record. Gene Ontology annotation, biological process: cortical actin cytoskeleton organization; sarcomere organization; cardiac myofibril assembly. The transcript has 30 exons. Lineage: Eukaryota; Metazoa; Chordata; Actinopteri; Pleuronectiformes; Pleuronectidae. Gene Ontology annotation, cellular component: cytoskeleton; cytoplasm. Gene Ontology annotation, molecular function: actin filament binding. The coding region runs from base 405 to 5285 and encodes 1626 amino acids.
GGACUCAGACAGCAGACUGUCCCAAGCUGCGCUGAUCCUUCACUCUCCGGCACAGAGCUGCAGUCAGUCCGCCUGCUGCUGCUGCCUCCUCCCGUCUAUUACCACCGGCCACCUGCCUCUCCGAGAAUAACACCGCGGCCCCAGAGAGCCGGGACGACUUCCACAGAGAGGAGGCGACACCAACCACCAUCACCGGCUCCCUGUGCCACCGUCCUCCACCCGGUCCGCCACCUCCAGUGUCCCGCAGGAGGGAGGGAGCAGGCUGCGCACAGGGCGCACACACACUUGGCGACCCGGGGUUUGUUGUCGUUACCAGGAGGGAGAGCGGAGAGGGGAGAGGUCCAGGAGCGCGCAGCGGGUUCAGCUGCUCCGGCUCUGAGUCGCCCCAGUUGCAUGGAUGCACCAUGGCCACGUUUGUGUGCCGGGUUCAGUUUUUAGACGACACCGAUCCGUUCAACAGCACCAACUUCCCCGAGCCGACCCGACCGCCGCUGUACACCUUCAGGGAGGACAUCCCCCUCAUCAACCAGUUAGCAGGGGUCCACCGGCUCCUCAGAGCCCCGCACAAGCUUGAUGACUGUACGUUGCAGCUCUCUCACAAUGGCACCUAUCUGGAUCUGGAGUCCUCUCUGGCUGAGCAAAGGGACGAGAUGGAGGGAUUUCAGCAGGACGACACAGGGGCCAGAGGGAAGAAGCACAGUGUUAUUCUACGGACCCAGCUGACAGUCCGUGUGCACUCCUGCAUCGAAAGACUGUAUAACUCCAAUGGACGUGACUUAAGAAGAGCACUGUUCUCUCUGAAGCAAAUUUUUCAGGAUGACAAAGAUCUGGUCCAUGAGUUCGUGAUGGCUGAAGGUCUCACGUGUCUCAUCAAGGUGGGAGCAGAAGCUGACCAGAACUACCAGAACUACAUAUUAAGAGCUCUGGGGCAGAUCAUGUUGUACGUAGACGGGAUGAACGGUGUCAUCAGUCACGCUGAGACAAUCCAGUGGCUGUACACUCUCGUUGGUUCAAAGUUCCGUCUGGUGUUGAAAACAUCCCUGAAGCUGUUGCUGGUGUUUGUGGAGUACUCUGAGUCCAACGCUCCGCUGCUGAUAGAAGCCAUCACCUCUGUGGAUGCCAAGAGAGGCUGCAAGCCGUGGUCCAAUGCUAUGGAGAUCUUACAAGAGAAGGAUGGAGUGGACACAGAGCUGCUGGUCUAUGCCAUGACCCUCGUCAAUAAGACACUCUCAUCGCUGCCAGACCAGGAUUCAUUCUAUGAUAUGGUGGACGGUCUGGAGGAGCAGGGCAUGGAGAUAGUGUCCCAAAGACACCUGGGACGGAAAGGCACUGACCUGGACUUGGUUGAGCAACUCAACAUCUAUGAGAUGACCCUACGGCACGAAGACGGUGACGACGACAGCCAGCCGCCACCAGCGGGACGCCGGGACCGCCGACGAGCCAGCCUUGAGGGUGGGGACAAAAAGCAAGGUCUGGAGAGGAGGCGGAGCCGCAGGGCCUCCCUUGGGCGAUCGGGCCACGCCUCCCCGUGCAGCCCGGCAUCCCCACAGAGAGCCGGCUUCCAGCCUUUUAGUGGACACAGAGCCGAGGACACAAGCGAGAGGGCUCUGUCAGGUUGCCUUCCUUCCAUAGAGGAGGAGUGUGAGGAAGGAAUAGAGGAGGAGGACGAAGAGAGUCCAGUGACAGAGUCUGACUCCGAUGAGCAGGAGGGGGCUAAUACAGUGUCUAAUCAGACCACCCCCAGCCCAGCUAGACAUCUUCCAUCCAUCAUUCAUAGAACAACCGUCCAGUCCAUCACCAUCACUUCCAGAAAGGGGAGUAUAAAGGAGGAAGAGAAGAGGACUCAGAUUGAACCACCUCAAGCAUCCACCCUCCGCUCCCCCUCUCCUCCCGUUUCCGCCCCUCUUAGCCCCCCAUCCCAGCCCUCCAUUCUGUCCAGCCUGCUGGCCAGGAAGAGGUCUGUCGUCACCGUCCCGGCUACCAAAGAGGUCAGCCCGCCGUUGCGUGGCAGCUCUCGGCCCUCCCCCGACCGCCUGCCCUACCUGCCCCACUCGCCCUUCCACCUCUUCUCCUACGACCUUGACGAGGAGCAGUCACCACCGGCUCCGGUCAAACCCAGUGCGGAGUCACCCGAAACGCCAUCUCCCAGGAAUGGAGGUUUCACGUCCUACUCCUCCCUCAGCAGUCCCAGUACGCCCACCACCUCCAGACCUGCUCUGGGAGGUCUCCUGUCCUCCUCCUAUCGACAACACCAGGAGUCUCUGGCCUCUGAGCGAGAGCGCCGCCGUGUGGAGAGAGAGGAGAGGCUGCAGAGGAUAGAGCGGGAAGAGCGGAACAAGCACAGCCGCGACUAUGUGGAUAAAAUGGAAGAGGCCCGACAUGCACGGGAGGAGAGGUAUAAGAAUGUGGAGCGUCUAGCCUCGGAGGAGUUUGAAAAGGAGCGCGUGCGGGUCUCGAGGACUCGCCCUGACCUAAACCUGCCUUUUACGCCCUCUGAGGCCUGGCCCUCGUCAUCGCGCAGCAGCACCCCAUCCUCAUUUGCCUCCCAAGAGGACGCAGAGGUUGACCUGGAAGGCGAGACCCCCUCCAUCCCCUAUACGCAAUCUGAGACUGGAGAGGCGGAUGACUCCGGUGCCAGUGUAGAAACGGGGGGACAAGAAGCAGAGGCCGCCGCUGAGGAGGAGGAAAAGCAGAAAGAAGAGGAGGGGGAAGAAGAGGAGGGGGAAGAAGAAGAAGUGCGGGAAGAAACGCCGGCAGAGAAAGAGGAGACAGUCGACGAGUACGAGCAGGAACCGGAGAAGGAGAGAGAGGAGGUGGAGGAGGACAGCGGCAUCCUGAGCGACAAGGAACGGCAGAAUGAAGAAGUAAAUGAGAAGGACAACUGCUCGGCCUCCAGCAUCUCCUCUGCCAGCAGCACCUUGGAGAGAGAGGAGAGGGGGAGCGCUGAGGAUGGCUUUAAGGAGGGAGAGGUGAACGAGCAGUGCAGCAAACUCCUCAACAGCAAACUCUUCAUGCUGGACAUGCUGUACUCCCAGAACAAGAAGCCCAGUGAUGAGGAGGAGGAAGAGGAGGAUGCAGAGAAGGAGAAAGAGAGAGGAGAGGGGGAGGACAAAGAAACCCAGGAGGACACUGAGGAGCAGCUGGGCAAUGAUGAGGAGGGCAACAACAGUGCUGACAAGUCAGAGAACCAGGGCAGCAUCCGUCAGUUCGCUGAGCGAUUCGGAAACUUGAUUAAGGACCUGGGAGCAGCCCCCCCUAACCUUGAUGCUACCGCCAACGAGCCCCCUCCUCCUCCACCCAAGAAGGAAUCAGACACAAUCUGGGACCAGCUCCUGGCCAGCCCUCGAGAGCUGCGCAUCGGGGACAUCAACUUCACGGACCUAACGGAGGAUGAUGACAAGGACAUCCUGGACGCCGUUUUGAUGGGCGGAUGUGGCGACCUCCCGCCCCCGCCUCCUCCUCCACCCUGCUUCCCUCCACCUCCACCCAUGAUGGGUCGCUGCCCCCCACCUCCUCCCUUGUUUGGGAUUAUGAGGCCUCCACCUCCUCCUUCCUUUAGUUCCACAAUCCCAGUGCCUCCACCCCCAGAGCCGCCUCUGUUUAACAAGAAGAAAAAGACAAUCAGGCUCUUCUGGAGCGAGGUGCGUCCGACAGACUCCCAGUACAGAGAUUAUAAGAGAAGUGGCGACUCGUUCUGGUCAAAACUGGAAGCAGUGAAGUUGGACACGGCAAAACUGGAACACCUGUUUGAGACAAAGUCGAAGGAAAUGCCAGUAACAAAGAAAACGGCAGCAGAUGGCAAGCGUCAGGAGAUCAUAGUUCUGGAUUCCAAGAGGAGUAACGCCAUCAACAUCGGCCUGACGGUGCUGCCGCCUCCUCGCACUAUCAAGACGGCCAUCCUUAACUUUGACGAGUAUGCGCUCAACAAGGAGGGCAUAGAGAAAAUCCUGACGAUGAUCCCCACAGAGGAGGAGAAGCAGAAGAUCCAGGAGGCUCAGCUGGCCAACCCCGAUGUCCCGCUGGGCUCAGCAGAACAGUUCCUGCUCACUCUGUCUUCCAUCAGCGAGCUCUCUGCCCGACUCCAACUCUGGGCCUUUAAGAUGGACUAUGAGGCAACAGAGAAGGAAGUAGCGGAGCCGCUGCAGGAUCUGAAGGAGGGGAUGGAGCAGCUGGAGAAGAACAAAACUCUGCGCUACAUCCUCUCCACGCUGCUCUCAAUCGGAAACUUCCUCAAUAGCACCAAUGCAAAAGGCUUUGAGUUGACGUACUUGGAGAAGGUUCCAGAGGUGAAAGACACGGUCCACAAACAGUCUCUGCUGCAUCACGCCUGCUCUGUGGUGGUGGAGAACUUCCCCCAGAGCACCGACCUCUACUCCGAGAUCGGAGCCAUCACACGUUCUGCAAAAGUGGAUUUCGACCAGCUGCAGGAAAACCUGUGUCAGAUGGAGCGCCGCUGCAAAGCCUCAUGGGACCACCUGAAGGUAAUCGCCAAGCACGAGAUGAAGCCUCAGCUGAAGCAAAAGAUGUCCGACUUCCUCAAAGACUGUGCCGAGAGGAUCAUCAUUCUCAAGAUUGUCCACCGCAGGAUCAUCAACAGGUUCCACUCGUUCCUGUUGUUUCUCGGUCAUCCGGCCUACAGCGUGAGGGAGGUCAGCGUCCACAGGUUCAGCAAGAUCCUCAGCGAGUUUGCACUGGAGUACCGGACCACCAGAGACCGCGUGCUGCAGCAGAAGCAGAAAAGGGCCGACCAUCGCGAACGCAACAAGACCCGAGGAAAGAUGAUCAUUGACGUCAACGCUCCUUCUGAUGAUGAAGACGAGAGUGAGUGUGGUCGUUAUGGCUCGAGCAGCAGCACCAGCGCCCCUAGUGGCAGCCAGGAGAGCGAGCAGCCUCAAGGCCUCGGCCACACAGAGGAUGCUGCAGAACACGAGAACAUGAAAGCGGUGCUGAGAACCAGCCUGAGCAGCAGUGACAAGGAGAGCAGCGUGGUACCGGGGCUUCGCACACGGACAAGGUCACGGCCUGGACGAGGAGGAGGUCGCAGUUUGCAGCCGAGGACUCCGGUCGUGGAGGACACUCAGAUCUGUGGAGACGACGCCGCAGACGAGAUCAUGGAGCGCAUCGUGAGGUCGGCCACUCAGGGUCCAGGAACCAGAGCUCAGCCCAGAGAGAGGAGGAGAUCCAGGGCAAACCGCAAGUCAUUGAGGCGGACUCUGAAGAACGGUCUGACGCCAGAAGAAGCUCUUGCUUUAGGACUAGCCGAUUCUCCAGACUCACCAAUGUGAUCCCCGGCCCCCCCACCGUCCUCAACGCUGUGGAAACAUAGCGGCACGCGUUGAUGCCACGCCUCUGUCAGCUGCCUGCCUUCGACACACAUUACAAACAGUCGUAUUCCACCGGUUACAUGCCCCCUUUAGAUGUUUGACAGCUGCUAAUCUUGCCUGAUGUGUCUGAGUGAGAAAACUGCAGCCACCAUAGUGUUUUGAAUGCGACACACGGAAGACGAAGUGGAAGUGAAGAGAAAAUGAUGAAUGAAGAUAUGAAGAGGGAAAUAAAAAUGUCGCCGCCUCGACACUGAGCUGAAACACUUUAUUUAUAUGAACUUAUUUUAAACGUUGCAUUAGUCCAAAGGGAUAAUUUUUGCUUGUAAGUUUCUGCAGCUGUGAGGUGUUUCAUUUAUUUAAGCUGUGAAUUUUGGUUGUAAAGAUGAACGGGAGGCAGAAGAAGCUUCAUUUACUCUCUUAUCCACUUUCAAACAAUCGGCCCAGACAAAGAGGCUUACUAAGAAUCAACCUUUGUGAGAAAGCAAAAUGUUUCGUGUCUGCAGCUGCACCUUUGACAAGCGGAGAGCAGUAAUGUGAAAGGUUUUUAAUCUGACGUGUGCCUUUCAUGUAAAAGGGACAUAGCUGUACCUUUUCUCCAUCUCCUCCUCUCAUUUUAUUCACCUCCUGCUUCACUGUUGACGACAAUAACCUUUUUUUUUUAUGUUGACAAAGUUUCUCUCCGUAUUUAUUUGCAAAGCUCAGACAUCGUGCACCUUACUCAGCAUUAACGGUCUUUCGUGCUGAAAUGAACAACUGUUUCAAAACACAGGGAAAAGGAAGUUUUUAUCUCAGAGGAACUGUUUGUAAAGUGUAAAAAGACUAAAAGAUGAGGACAUUUUUUAAGAUUUUAAUAAACUAUUUGAAGGACAAUGCAGAGACUUCUGCAUAAAAAACGUGUAAAUGCCCUUGUCAAGCUGCCAGAUACUGUGUGCAUGUGUAGUGUGGUUAAUGUUCUGUAUUAUUUUUGUAAUUUCCUGUAGAAACUUGUAUUAUAGCCAGAGAGAAAGGUUAGAGGAAGAGGCUAUUCUGUGAAUUGUAAUUAAAAGAUAAAAAGACAUUAAAGUUGUGGUCACAGAUGAAAAAUAUGUGGCUCCCCGAAAAGAAAGGGAGAGGGGUGGAGGGGGGAGGGAUUUGGACAUGAAGCUUUUGAACUGUGGUCACAUCGAGUCCCAGCUGAAGUGGGCGCUCCUGGCUCGCAGCACAGAGAAAACUGGGAAACAUCACUGCAUAAAAAUGUAGUGAGCUGAACAUAGGACAAUCUCACUUGACAUGCUGUGUAUACACAUUCUGCAAUAAAGAAAACACUAAACUCUUAAA